Molecule: messenger RNA, 534 nt
Organism: Cyclocybe aegerita
Lineage: Eukaryota; Fungi; Basidiomycota; Agaricomycetes; Agaricales; Hemipholiotaceae
Source: the annotation of a GenBank genome assembly
AUGUUCUUUCCCCCCAUCGCCUUCCUCUGUGCCCUCCCUCUCGUCCACUCAGUCGCAGUCCAUCUGCCCCAUGACUCCCAUGAAGCCUCAGGCUCUCUCCCCAGCUCCUGGUUCCACCAACGCGAUCACCCAGUACACGCCCUCUUUAGACGCGCGCCCGGCGAUGGCAAUGAUUAUCCCGCUGUAGGCACCCCGCAAUGGUCUGCUGGGUUCCCCCCAGCCUCAGGCGCCCCCGAUCCGUCCCUUCUCCCCGCGGAGUGGGUCAACGCCCUCAACGCAGCUGUCGCGGCAGGCAGGAUCCCCGACAUUCCAAGGUCCUCCAACACGCCGCAGACCAACCCCGUCUAUCCUCAGGGCGUCAAUCCCAACAGCCCAGAGGUGUGCUCCGCUACCUACAAGUGCCGCAUCCAGAGGACGCCUGGGAUGCCCCCGACGGUGUCUUCGCCUCCUCCUUCGACGACGGUCCUCUGCCUCCUACCCCGGCCCUCGUCGAGUUCCUUGGUCAACACAACCAGAAGACCACCCACUUCAUGA